Penicillium olsonii is the source of this 1083-nucleotide messenger RNA. The record is from the annotation of a GenBank genome assembly. Lineage: Eukaryota; Fungi; Ascomycota; Eurotiomycetes; Eurotiales; Aspergillaceae.
AUGUGGAUGAUUCAAGGCCCAGCGAGUGCGCGAUUCUGCAAGAUACCACUGGCACUGCGAGUCUUUGGCCUGAAGUCGUACUCCACCAAAACUUUCGAUCCCCUCCGCAUCCUCUUCUGCGGCUCCGACGAGUUCAGUAUUGCUUCGCUGAAAGCUCUCCAUGCUUAUCACUUGAAGCAUCCAGAACGGAUUUCUUCCAUUGAUGUUGUUUGUCGGCCGGGAAAACGAGUAGGCAGGGGUUUAAAGCAGAUCAGAGAAGUGUCAUUUGGACGCUUUGUUCCGCCGCGCAUCUUAAAUGGGGCCAAGUACGGUGGCUUGAAUGUGCACCCUUCAAUUCUACCCAACUUCCGAGGCCCUGCACCACUUCACCAUACUCUUCUCGCUGGCAAGACUAAUACCGGCGUGACUGUUCAAACUCUGCAUCACAAAAACUUUGACCAUGGAACUAUCUUGUCACAAACACCCGCCCCCGGAUUCAAUGUUCCAAAUCCAGACUCCUGCACUGUCCUGGAACUGCAAAGCUUUGUCGCCCCAAAAGGUGCUCAAAUGCUCGUGGAAAGCAUUGAUAAAGGAUUAUAUGUGCCCCCGCUGAAGGAUGUUGGGUGGUGUUCCGCCGAGGACGAGCGUGGAUUGACUCACGCUUGUAAGAUCAACCCAGAAGACAGACACAUCAAAUGGGCAGAAUGGACAUCAACAGAUAUUCGCAGACGCAACCGCGUAAUCGGGCCUCUCUGGAGCAAGGCAGCUUGCGCUACCAGUUCUGCAAAUGAGCCUCCUUCAUUCCAGCAAAAGCGGGUGAUUUUCACUGAUACCGAGGAGGUAGACCCUCCUUUCGAGUCUCAGUCUUUCCGAGAGCUCCCAGGUCUUCCGUUCACAGAUGCAUCUCCCUCAGAUGAACCGGGGACUGGCAGUCUCUACGUGUAUACUGCGGACUGCAAAGUGCAUCGCAUCAAUCGCAUGAAAGUUGAAGGGCAAAAAGAUUCCGCGGCCUUGCCAGCCGCUCGAAAAGCUCGGAUGAUUGGUGAACAAACACUUCAACACGGGAACGGGGAGUUGACACCAUUCCAUGACUCUCUUGUAUAA